ACUCGAUUGAAUCGUCUGAAACUUCAAAAUGCACGUACCACUAUCGUACAGUGUCGGCAACAGUCUAGCGGACCGAGAACUGGCGCCGAAUUCCAGCAGAAGCUCAAUGAUGGACCCAAUUUGCAGCACUUUAUUCAACAAUCAGGUGCUGAAAAGAGCCAGCGCCUGGAGCCAUUUAUCAUGAAGUGGGGAAAGAAUCUAAACGAGCCGUACAUCGAACCAAAGGAUCUAGAUGGUCAGAAUGCUAAAGUGCACAUCAAAACCUACGGCUGUCAGAUGAACGUAAAUGACACGGAAAUUGCCUCGGCUAUUCUCUCCCAGUCCGGCUACCAGAUGAUGCCUAAUAUUGAAGACGCGGACAUCGUCUUCCUGAUGACCUGCGCCAUUCGCGAGAACGCCGAAAACAAAGUCUGGCACAAGUUGCGCGAGCUGGAGCGAGCCAAGCGCUCCGGAGCGGUGAAGAAGUUUGGCCUUCUCGGCUGCAUGGCCGAACGCCUGAAGACGAAGGUACUGGAGGAGGUGCCCACUAUCGAUGUGAUCGGUGGCCCGGACUCCUACCGGCACUUACCGAAGCUGUUGGCCGUCAACUCGCUGACCGGGCAGAACGCCGUCAAUGUGCUCCUGUCUUUGGAUGAGACGUACGACGACGUGUUAACAGAUGUUCACCCCCACAGCUCUACCAUCACCUCUCGAACAUCCGCCUACGUCUCCAUCACCAGAGGCUGCAACAACCUCUGCUCGUACUGUAUCGUUCCUCACACUCGCGGUCGAGAACGGUCAAGGUCCAUAGAGACGAUCCUCAAAGAGGUGCGGCACUACGUUGACGCCGGCGUACGGGAGAUCAUCCUCCUUGGACAGAACGUCAACAGCUAUCGAGACUUUGGAGGAGACCAGCAGGUGGAGGGGAAAGAGCAGCAGCAGCAGGUGAAGCUGGCCGCCGGAUUUCGGACGCUGUACAAGCUCAAGUCGGGCGGCAUCGGCUUUGACGUCCUCCUCGAUGAGGUGGCCAGAGCGCACCCUGACGUUCGCAUCCGCUUCACCUCGCCCCAUCCCAAGGACUUCACUGACGAGGUGAUCGAGGUGAUUGCCCGCCACCCGAACAUUGCCAAGGGACUGCACAUGCCCGCCCAGUCAGGCAGUGAUGCCGUCCUCGAGCGAAUGCGCCGCGGCUACACCAAGGCCGCCUACCUCAGCCUCGUGGAGCGCAUCCGAGCGGCCAUUCCCGGUUGCGCCAUCAAUUCGGACUUUAUCUGCGGCUUCUGCGGCGAGACGGACGCCGACCACCAGGAGACGCUGGACCUGGUGGAGCGAGUGGGCUACCUGGUGGCGUACAUCUUCGCGUACAGCAUGCGAGAGCGGACGCAUGCCCACUACCACCUGGUGGACGACGUUCCGCAGGAGGUGAAGAUUGCCCGCCUGACGGAGCUCAACCAGCUCUACCGGCUCAGCAGUCUGCGGAUGAACCAGGCGACGGUGGGCACUCGGCAGCUGCUGCUCAUCGAGGGAGUCAGCAAAAAGUCGCCCGAUCAGCUGUACGGUCGCAAUGAAGCCAACCAGAAGGUGGUGCUCACCAGGAGGGCGACAGAGGAUGGCAGUGGCGACGACCUCAUCGACGUGGGCGACUUUGUGGACGCUCGAAUCGUCGGCUGUACCUCGGUGACGCUGCUCGGUGAGCCCGUGGCUAAAAGCUCCAUCACCGCCUUCUACGCUUGA
Molecule: messenger RNA, 1713 nt
Organism: Rhagoletis zephyria (snowberry fruit fly)
Lineage: Eukaryota; Metazoa; Arthropoda; Insecta; Diptera; Tephritidae
Source: RefSeq, a predicted model, not a curated record